AUGUACUCGACGUUCCUUUUUGUUGCCCUCGCAGUAGCGUCAAGCAUUGCUUUGGGCAACGCCAGACGAUGCGACAACAAGCACAUUAUCGACUCCACACCCGUGACUAUGCCCUCUGGCCACACCAUUACCAUGCAGAGGUUCAACUGCACCAACGACAUCCACGAGGCCCCCAAAGCUCGAGCGGCCGCAAACUCACUUCGAUCUCUGCAGGACAAGCGCGCUGCUUCUCAGUGCACGACAGCCAACUGCAUCUGCGGUGUUCCUUGUUUCUUUAGCAUGUGCUCCGCUACUACCGAUCAUAUUCAAGCAGCGGACUGCACCAACCUCGCAAACUCUCUUAUAAACAAUCCGGCUACCUUCACAAUCCCACCCGGCCAGGCUCUCGCAUUCAUCCUCAACAGCUGCGAAUACGCCGCUUUCGGCACCAGCUCGACGCAACCGACAGAAUACUGCUUCAACGACUUUGGUGUCGCUGCGUCAGAGGUGUUCCAUGUCUGCGGGAACACUCAGCACGGAUCAUGCGAAGGUACACUGAACGGCGCCCCUUUCUUCGUCGACCAAUUGUGA
This is a messenger RNA of Psilocybe cubensis, 570 nucleotides long. RefSeq lists its product as uncharacterized. The transcript has 6 exons. NCBI's taxonomy places the organism in Eukaryota, Fungi, Basidiomycota, Agaricomycetes, Agaricales, Agrocybaceae. The record is from RefSeq and is a predicted model, not a curated record. Bases 1 to 570 code for a protein of 189 amino acids.